GUCAAUAAGCAUUGGUAUACAGUGCUGGAUCAGCUUGGUAAAGGUGGUACUGGGCGGGUAUGGCGAGUGAUGUCGCACACACAUCAUCGCGUCUUUGCUCUCAAACAUGUUUCGUUGGCAGAUGUGGAUUCUGAAGCCACCAUAAGCAGCUAUAUUAAUGAAAUUCGACUGCUUGAACGCCUGUCUGGUCACAGCCGUAUUGUCAAAUUGUACGACUAUGAAGUCAAUCAGCAGAAUGGAUAUAUACAAAUGAUCUUAGAAUGUGGCGAACUAGACAUGAACACAUUACUGGCAAAACAACAAGGAAAGCCUAUUAAUCUUAAUUUCAUACGGAUGUAUUGGGAACAGAUGCUUGAAGCUGUUCAUGCCAUCCAUCAGCAAAAGAUUGUUCAUUCUGACUUGAAACCAGCCAACUUCAUCCUUGUUCAGGGUGCUUUAAAGUUGAUCGACUUUGGCAUAGCAAAGGCCAUUCCCAAUGAUACCACCAAUAUUCAGCGAGAUAUACAAGUUGGUACUUUGAAUUACAUGUCGCCGGAAGCCAUCAAAGACUCUCAAGCUGGGCAACAUGGUGGCCGGGAGAUGAUGAAGCUUGGUCGACCAAGUGAUGUAUGGUCGUUGGGAUGUAUAUUGUAUCAAAUGGUGUAUGGACGAACGCCGUUUCAUCAUGUUAAAGGCAUGUGGCAGAAAUUAGCUUGUAUAUCUAAUCCAAGUCAUGAAAUCGAGUUCCCCAAAGUCGCGAAUGGCGUACGUGUUGAAGCGGAUCUACUCAACGUCAUGAAAUACUGUCUGCAACGAGAUCCCAAGCAACGAAAAACCAUUCCGCAACUUCUCAAAGAUCCAUUCAUUAAGCCCGAUCAAGUUCUCAAAAAGCUCUACGAGCAUGCAUACAAACAAGGGUCUGCAGGUCAGCCGCUUGACGCUGACUCUAUGGACAAAGUCAUUGAGGUAUGUGGUAUUCACCAUCUGUAA
Messenger RNA from Umbelopsis ramanniana AG, 969 nucleotides. RefSeq lists its product as uncharacterized. NCBI's taxonomy places the organism in Eukaryota, Fungi, Mucoromycota, Umbelopsidomycetes, Umbelopsidales, Umbelopsidaceae. Gene Ontology annotation, biological process: peptidyl-serine phosphorylation; mitotic spindle assembly checkpoint signaling; meiotic spindle assembly checkpoint signaling. The record is from RefSeq and is a predicted model, not a curated record. The transcript is spliced from 5 exons. Gene Ontology annotation, molecular function: protein serine/threonine kinase activity; ATP binding; protein serine/threonine/tyrosine kinase activity. Gene Ontology annotation, cellular component: kinetochore; nucleus; spindle. The annotation marks the transcript as partial.